UAAAGAUCAGAAAAGAAGAAAAUGGGUUGCAACAAUUCCUCCAAAAACAUCAAAUCUCUUAAACCUCGUGAGGCAAGUUCCAAGACCUCUAGCUCCUCGGUAGAGACUCCUCGGAGUUCCUUUCGAGACAAUGUAGUCCAAGACGUGCACAAGCGGAAUAGGAUGGUAAAGGCUUACUUUAAAGAAGUUCAUGAAAUCCAGGACAAGAUGAACACCUUAGAGACUAGUAUAGAAAUUAGGAGGAUUACCUCCCUUCAAGAAGAUCCACAAGCUUUGAAGACCUUUGAAGAUCUAGAGGAGACUCAGAAAACUCUUUUAGAUAAAAUUGCUAUUCAGGAAAAUAUCAUUCAUAAUGGUAUCACAAGGCUCAGAAUUGUAGAGAGUUCUUCUCUAAACUCUUCUAAAGAUGCCAACACAAGCUGAAAUCGUAGGAAGAUGCAUUAAUUUGGGAUUUCAGAUGCUUUAUUAAGUUAAUUAACUAAGACUUUU
This is a messenger RNA of Moneuplotes crassus, 489 nucleotides long. The record is from the annotation of a GenBank genome assembly. NCBI's taxonomy places the organism in Eukaryota, Ciliophora, Spirotrichea, Euplotida, Euplotidae.